GGGCGGGGCUUCUUCCUGGCUGGGCCUGCGCAGAGCCUCUCUCGCCGCCAUUGUUUUCUGAGGCGCUUCCUCUGGAGCCGCGAAGGAGGAGAGAGAGAGAGAGAGAGAGAGAGAGAGAGAGGGAGAGGGAAAUGAAGACCCUAUGAAGUCACCACAGGCAUGAAAAGAAAUUAUCAGUAUCUAGUAUAGAUUUAGGAAUUUGGAAACCAAAGGGCAAUAAUGAAAGAAAUCCUGCGGGAAGAAGAAAUCCUCUCUAGGUGCCAAUCUUGUGAAACUCAAUUUUGAUCAGAAAGAAAAAGGGAACAUUCACGUGUUUAUAUCGCAGUCAAUCAUAACUGUCAACAUGGAGGAGAAACCCUUUACAUGUCUUGAGUGUGGAAAGAGCUUCAGUAGGAGGAGCCAUCUGCUACGGCAUGAAAGGACUCACACUGGGGAGAAACCCUUUGAAUGUCUGGAGUGUGGACAGAGCUUCACUCAUAGUUCACAUCUACGUUCACAUCAAAGAACUCACACUGGGGAAAAACCCUAUAUAUGCCUGGAGUGUGGACAGACCUUCGCUCGUAGUUCAGGCCUACGUUCACAUCAAAGGACUCACACUGGGGAGAAACCCUUUGAAUGUCUGGAGUGUGGACAGAGCUUCACUCAUAGUUCAGGACUACGUCAACAUCAAAGGACUCACACUGGGGAGAAACCCUUUGAAUGUCUGGAGUGUGGACAGAGCUUCACUCAGAGUUCAGGACUACGUCAACAUCAAAGGACUCACACUGGGGAGAAACCUUAUACAUGCCCAGAGUGCGGAAAGAGUUUCACUCAAAGUUCAGGCCUACGUUCACAUCAAAGGACUCACACUGGGGAGAAACCCUAUAAAUGCCUGGAGUGCAGACAGAGCUUCACUCAUAGUUCACAUCUACGUUCACAUCAGUGGACUCACACUGGAGAGAAACCCUAUAAAUGCCUGGAGUGUGGACAGAGCUUCACGCAUAGUUCACUUCUACGUUCACAUCAAAGCACUCACACUGGGGAGAACCCCUAUACAUGUCUGGAGUGUGGACAGACCUUCACUCGU
Messenger RNA from Anolis carolinensis (green anole), 1066 nucleotides. Its product is annotated as oocyte zinc finger protein XlCOF22-like. Gene Ontology annotation, molecular function: RNA polymerase II cis-regulatory region sequence-specific DNA binding; DNA-binding transcription factor activity, RNA polymerase II-specific. Lineage: Eukaryota; Metazoa; Chordata; Lepidosauria; Squamata; Anolidae. The transcript has 2 exons. The record is from RefSeq and is a predicted model, not a curated record. The annotation marks the transcript as partial. Gene Ontology annotation, biological process: regulation of transcription by RNA polymerase II.